CGACAGUAGAACUAGAAAACGACCCAAGUGAAUGCCCCGCGUUUUGAUCAUUAUUGGCCAUUACAGCUCUGACGUGGCACCACACAGUUUAAGCGAGCUGCAAGGCUGAGGCUGAGGGUGAUCGGGCCCCUUAAUUACAAGUCGCAAGGGGAUUCUCAACGGAAACUUGAUCUUAUUGCUAAGUUAUUACACGCGUUAACCUACCAGCACUUGAUGCGUACGUAGGUGGACACCAUGGCGACGAAUUGUCUCCAUCAGGACUAUACAGUGGCUUGGCUUUGUGCCUUGCCCUGCGAGAUGGCUGGCGCAGAAGCCAUGCUGGACGAGAAGCACUCUGACCUACCAACUGCGACAGAAGAUGAUAACACCUACAUCUUGGGUAGGGUGUACAGCCAUAACGUUGUGAUUGCGUGCUGCCGAUCCGGGGUUUAUGGCACGACGUCGGCAUCGACAUGUGCCAUACAACUGCAAGCAACGUUCAGGUCGAUCCGGUUCUUUCUACUCGUCGGUAUUGGAGGAGGAGCCCCCACUGACAAGGCCGAUAUUCGACUCGGCGAUGUGGUGGUAAGCAAGCCGACAAGGGAAUUUGGAGGGGUGGUGCAGUACGAUUAUGGCAAGACGAUGAGCCGUGGUCGCUCUGUGCGUACUGGACUACUGAACAAACCUCGAUCAGUGCUACUCACUGCACUGGCACGGCUGGAGGCAGCACAUAAACAAGCACCUAGCAAAAUACCUGCUCUGUUAGCAGAGAUGGUGGAGAGAAACCCCGGAAUGGGGGAGAAGUUCACAUACCAGGGUAAAGGCCAGGAUUUCCUGUUUGAUUCGGAAUAUGACCACGAUGCCGAGAGUGAUACGUGCGAUGACUGUGACACGGCAAGGCAAGUGAUUCGACCUGAUCGACUGAAUUCCGACCCUGUUGUCCACUACGGGCUCAUUGCAUCUGGCAAUCAAGUAAUAAAGCAUGCUCCCACAAGAGACAAGUUGGCCCGAGAGCUCGGCAUCCUUUGCUUCGAAAUGGAGGCCGCGGGUGUAAUGGACGAUUUUCAAUGCCUGGUGGUUCGCGGAAUUUGCGACUAUUCGGACUCGCAUAAGAACAAGCAGUGGCAGGAGUAUGCGGCAGCAACGGCCGCUGCGUUUGCAAAAGAGCUUCUUUCUGUGAUCCACGCAGUCCAUAUGGUGGAUACACCGCCAGCAGUAUCGCGAUAUCGUGGAAGUGCACCUUAUGGGCGUGAGCGAGCCACCACGGAUAUGAUAUCGCGUGGAAGGGAUAUUGGAGGCCUUGCAGAUUUGCUGCCGCGGAUUUCGGACUAUGAUGAGAAAAAUGUCCACAGAAGGCUUCUGCAAAAACGCCUCGUUGGCACCACGCAAUGGUUUCUUGAUCAUCCAAAUUUCAAGGCCUGGUUUACAGACAGAACCAUAUCCAGUUUAUGGUGCUCAGGAAAGAGUAAGUGCUCUGGCAAGGUGUAAAACACCGUGCUGACUGUGGGACCUUCCCAGUUGGCUCCGGCAAGACAAUGAUAGCGACUACUGCCAUAGAGGCUGCGCUGUAUCGCAGUGCUGAGGAUCGAUCACCGACUGCCUUCUUCUACUGCGAGAGUGAGCGUCCUGGAACAUUGGCUGACACAUAUAUUCUGUCCAGCCUCAUAAAACAACUGUGCGGAUUCUUGCAUCUAAACGACAUACAGCUUCCGGAACCCAUUUUUACAGAAAUCCGUAAAUUCUUUGGCCCU
Molecule: messenger RNA, 1730 nt
Organism: Aspergillus versicolor CBS 583.65
Lineage: Eukaryota; Fungi; Ascomycota; Eurotiomycetes; Eurotiales; Aspergillaceae
Exons: 4
Coding region: 235-1467 (410 amino acids)
Biological process (GO): nucleoside metabolic process
Molecular function (GO): catalytic activity
Source: RefSeq, a predicted model, not a curated record